Molecule: messenger RNA, 7062 nt
Organism: Silurus meridionalis
Lineage: Eukaryota; Metazoa; Chordata; Actinopteri; Siluriformes; Siluridae
Gene: pcdh11
Product: protocadherin 11
Exons: 6
Coding region: 954-4652 (1232 amino acids)
Biological process (GO): homophilic cell-cell adhesion
Cellular component (GO): plasma membrane
Molecular function (GO): calcium ion binding
Source: RefSeq, a predicted model, not a curated record
UUGUGUGAGAGAGUGAUCGAGUGAGUGAGAGAGAGUGGAAGUGAGUGAGAGAAAGAGAGAGAGAGAGAGAGAGAGAGAGAGAAAGAGAGAGAGUGAUGCUGCACCAAAGCGCACUUUCAUCCUCCUCCAUUUUUUGGGGGAAGCGCGAGCGCUGAACAGCAGUCCAUGUUCACGUCUAUUCUGCGUGAGCGCGCGCGCGCGUGACAAGAUAGAGAUAGAGAGAAAGAGAGCGAAAGAGAGAGAGAGAGAGAAAGAGGGAGAGAGAGAGAUCGCGCUUGGGCUAUGUUCUCAGCGCACCUCAAUAGUGCGCACUUUGCGCUCCAGACGCACCAAAUCCACUCCAACCUGUCCCAGUGUGGCCCCUGAAGACUCCCCAGUUUCCAAUGACGAGUUGCAUUCUCCCUCCUUUUUUCUUUCCCUGUUCUUCUCUUUUCCUCUUUCCUCCUUCUUCUCACCCCUCCAUUCAGAAGUGUUGCGUGUUGAGUAAGCGACUCGGAGCAUCAGUGUGAGUGAGAGUGCAACUGAAAGCAGUCGAGUCCAUCCGUCUGAGGAGGGGGAGGAGGAGGAGAGGAGGAGGAGGAGGAGGAGGAAUUACAGGGCAAAAGUAAAGCACCAAGCUUCCAGCGCCGUUCUUGUGGACCGUAGACUUUUUCUUCUUUCAUUCUUUCUUUCUUUCUUUCCUAUUUUUUCCUUUCUUUCUUUCUUUUAAAAGGACCCACCUCGCGCUUUUUUUUUCAGCUGGAUACCGACUCAAGCUGCUCGAUUUGCUCCCUGCGAAGAGAUUUUGUUCGCUCUUCUUUUUCUAUUUCACUCCACUUGAGUCUCGGCUCUUCGGCACUUCAUCUCCGAGAUGCUGCUGCGUGACGCGAAUUGAGAAGAGUUGUCUUUUUUUUGGCACGCAUUUGGCAAAGAAAUUACAGACCUCCCAAGACAAAUCCCCACCCACUCCGAGCAUGGACUUGUUGAGUGAAUCCCAUGUGCUGGUGCUUUUCCUCACCUGCCUGGUGUCACUGUGCUGGGCCCAGGAAAAGGAUUACACGGUGAAAGAAGAACAGCCAGAGAACGUGCGUAUCGGGAACCUGCGCAAAGACUUGGACCUAAACCUGGACCCCAAUGUUAAGCUUUCCACAGCUCUGGAGUUCAAACCCGUCUACAAGUCUGGAGAGGUUCCGUUGGUGAGGGUGGAGGCCAGCACGGGUGAGAUCUUCACGACAUCCAACCGCAUAGACCGUGAGAAGCUGUGCUCCGGAGUCUUCAAUGAGAAACGCUGCUACUAUGAGAUCGAGGUGGCUGUUCUGCCCGACGAGAUCUUUCGCCUGGUCAAGAUUCGCUUCCUCAUUGAAGACAUUAAUGACAAUGCCCCGCUGUUCCAGUCUACCGUCAUUAACAUCUCCAUUCCCGAGAAUACAGCCAUCAAUAACCGCUAUCCGGUACCCUCAGCCUUCGACCCUGACGUGGGGCUUAAUGGAAUACAGCACUAUGAGCUUGUCAAGAGUGUGGGUGAGUUUGGUCUGGACAUCAUUGAAACUCCAGAGGGAGACAAGUGGCCCCAGCUUAUAGUCCAACAAAAUUUGGAUCGAGAAACCAAGGACACUUUUGUGAUGAAAAUCAAAGUGGAAGACGGUGGCACACCUCCAAAGUCCAGCACAGCUAUCCUCCAGGUCACGGUCUCAGAUGUAAAUGACAAUCGGCCAGUGUUCAAGGACAGUGAGGUGGAGGUGAACGUGCCCGAGAAUGCCCCUAUGGGGACAUCAGUCACACAACUCCAUGCAAGUGAUGCUGAUCUUGGCUCCAAUGCCCAGAUUCACUUUUCCUUUAGCAAUCAAAUCUCCUCGGUAUCCAGGCGGCACUUUUCUAUUGACAGUUCUACUGGAUUGAUUACAGUCAAGCAGCCAUUGGACAGAGAAUCCAACCCAGUCCACAAGCUUAUAGUCUUAGCAAGUGAUGGUAGCACCACACCAUCAAGGGCUACUGUCAUUGUAAAUGUAACAGAUGUUAAUGACAAUGUUCCAUCCAUAGACACACGGUAUAUAAUAAACCUUGUUAACGGCACGGUCUUGUUAUCUGAAAAUGCUCCUCUAAACACAAAAAUAGCUCUAAUUACAGUGACUGACAGGGAUGCUGACCUUAAUGGUAAAGUGACAUGUUACACGGAUCAUGACGUACCCUUUCGGUUGAAGCCUGUUUUUAAUGACCAAUUCUUGUUGGAAACUGCGGCCCCCUUAGAUUACGAGACAACUCGAGAGUAUGCCAUUAAGAUAGUAGCAUCAGAUUCAGGGAAACCACCCUUAAACACAUCUGCAAUGGUCCUCAUUAAAAUCAAGGAUGAGAAUGAUAAUACUCCAGUUUUCCCUCAGCCGGAGAUUCAGCUGUCCAUCCCAGAGAACAAUGACCCUGGCACACAGCUGAUAAAGAUCAGUGCCACUGAUGCAGACAGCGGUUCUAAUGCCCUUAUUAUUUACACUCUUGGCCCAGAUGCACCUGAGGGCUUUAACAUAGAUUCACGUUCUGGCAUACUCUCUGUAAGCAAGCGAUUGGACAGAGAAAAACAGGAAACCUAUUCAUUUACAGUGAUUGCAAGGGAUAAUGGAUCUAAUCCUCUGCAAAGCAAUGUCACCGUGAAGUUAAUUGUCCAAGACCAAAACGACAACAGUCCAGCCUUCACCCAUCCAGAGUAUAAUUUCUACGUACCUGAAAACUUGCCUUUGUAUGGUACCGUCGGCUUGAUUACAGUUACAGACGCAGAUGCUGGGGACAAUUCAGUGGUUACGCUCUCAAUUAUAAAUGGGAAGGACAAUUUUAUAAUUGACCCCAAAACUGGUGUAAUUAAACCAAACAUUACAUUUGACAGGGAGCAGCAAAGUUCCUAUACCUUUAUAGUCAAAGCUGUGGAUGGAGGAUUAAUUCAGACAACUUCAUAUGCCAAGGUCACCAUCAAUGUUGUUGAUAUUAAUGACAAUCGGCCUGUGUUUGUCAUCCCACCUUCCAACUACUCCUAUGACCUAGUCCCUUUUACAACCAGCCCUGGCUCUGUGGUGACUCGAGUGUAUGCCAUUGACAAUGACACUGGAAUGAAUGCCGAGCUGCAGUACAGCAUUAUUGGAGGGUCACCAAGAGGAAUGUUUGCUAUUGACAAAGCUACAGGAAACAUUACAUUGCAGGAGAAGAUUGUUAGUGCUGAUCAAGGUCUUCAUAGGUUGGUGGUAAUGGUCAAAGACUUAGGACAGCCAGACCCAUUGCAUGCAAUUGCGCUUGUUCACUUGUUUGUGAACGAUACUGUUUCCAAUGCAACGUUCAUUCAGGAACAAGUCCGAAAAAGUAUGGAGACACCCUUGGACAGAAACGUUGGGGACAAUAAUGUAAUUCCUCAGAACAAUGGCUAUGUAAUUGUUGUCAUAGCUAUAAUUGCUGGCACUAUGACUGUAAUAUUGGUGAUAUUUGUGACUGCCUUGGUACGUUGUAGACAAACACCAAGGCACAAAGUUGUUCAGAAGGGCAAGCAAAGUGGCGAGUGGGUAUCACCAAACCAGGAAGGUCGACAGAUCAAAAAGAAGAAGAAGAAAAAGAAGAGGUCCCCUAAGAGCUUGCUGUUGAACUUUGUCACCAUUGAAGAAUCCAAAUCUGAAGAUAAUACUCAUGAGCACAUCAACGGAACCCUGGACCUUCCUGUUGAGCUUGAGGAGCAGACAAUGGGAAAGUAUAAUUGGGCCACCACACCAACCACUUUUAAACCUGAUAGCCCUGAUUUAGCCAAGCAUUAUAAGUCAGCUUCUCCCCAGCCUACCUUUCAGAUCAAACCAGAAACCCCAGUGGCUCCCAAAAAGCACCAUGUCAUUCAGGAACUCCCUUUGGACAACACAUUCGUAGUUGGCUGUGACUCUCUCUCCAAAUGCUCCUCCAGCAGCUCCGACCCCUACAGUGUCUCAGAGUGCAGCUGUCAAGGAAGCUUCAAGGCACCUGGGCAAAUUCAUACCCGACAGAACCAGAACCAGACCCCAGACAAGACACUGACUGCAGUUCCUGCCACUUGUCCUCAUAAGCAGAGUCAGCGGCGUGUGACCUUUCACCUUCCGGAUGGUUCUCAGGAAAGCUGUAAUGCCACUGGGCUGGCAGAACAGGAGGUGGGCAGCAGUGCCAGUGGCACCAGCACCACUCAAUCGCUGCCACUGGGAUUCCCACAGGAUGAGUACUAUGAGCAGACAUCACCCAACAGCCGCACCGAAGGUGAUGGCAACUCUGACCCCGAGUCUACUAUCGAAGUCAACCUGCAGAAGGCCAUGACUGAGGCCUCGGAGACCUGCACCCAAGAAUGUCUGAUCCUCGGCCAUUCUGACAGCUGUUGGAUGCCCCCGGCAGUGACCCAAUUCCAGACAACUGCUGCUGCCACGUUGCCCUCAUUCAGCCUUCAACAGAGCUGGGCACGCAGCGGCGCCAUGCCAGACGGGCGUCACACCCUCGGCAGAUCUGUGCCCAGAGAUGAUCUGGACAAAGGGAGCAAUCGGCCCCAGUUUUACAGCACACUGGACAGACACUGUAGCAAGAAAGAGGACGCUGUGAAGGUCAUCCCUCUGGCCAGCUUCUCUGCCACGUCAAGCCCGCAGAACUCGGGCACUGGCGCCUCUUCUGCAUUCUUACAUGAGCAUCAGUUGUAGAGCAAGAAGCAAGCAUUUGCAGUAAGUUACAGCGACACAAAAACAAUAGUGAGUGAUGAGAAAACCAUAACUAAGCAGACAACUUACGAAAGAAAAUCUUAACAAAAUUUAUCAUCAACCUGAAUUUGCAAUGCUUACAAAAGGUUUUCGUGUUUUUUGUUUUUUUUUUCUGUUUUUGUCAGGAUAGAAAUUGAAGUGAACGGACAGUCAUGAUACUCUCAGUAGAUCUAAACCAAAGUAGCAUCUCAAACGAAAAAAACAAAAAAGCAAAAAAAAAAAAAAAAAGCUGUGUCUCUUUGUUAGGUAGUGGCUAACGAAUCGAGCUUCAGAGAUGAUGUCAAUGUUUUUUGAGCCUUUUGAAUAUGAUGUAAUUAUAAAAAACCUACAUUAUAUGCUGUUGAUAUGAACAGUGAUACUGUAAAUUUGUGUGAGUGAUUGAGAUGUUAGUUUCAGUAAGAAUCUGUGAGUAUAUAGCGUAAAUUGUUUUUAGCAACUUUUUUUUCUCAUCUGAGUGCUGCAGAGACUCUGUCCAGACAACAGACAUGUUAUUACCCCUUAUUGCAAACUUUUUGCUUGCACUCUAAUAACAUGCAGAAAGUUUUCUCAUGAAAUCGACAUCUUUUUUUUUUUCUUCAUAAACUAAAAAGUGAAGGUUCCUCUUAUGUCUGCAGUUUCCUCGCAUCUGACACCCUUAUUUUUUUUCUGCCAUUAUUAGGAACCUACUAAUUUUCUUAUUAACCAAGCCUGGGAAGGCACAGACAGAUGUGCUAAAGAGCCGGCCUUUGUUUUUCAUUUUCCCCUACAUCAAGUUUCGCUCUUGAAAUAUACAAUUUAUGCACCAUAACAAGUGCUAUGGAACCAAUUAUGAGAAUCUCCUGAUAGUAUAAUUACUUUGAUCUGUAAUCACCGUAGCAGCCAUUGCUGGGGAAGACUGCUCUGUAAUAGUAUAAUUGGCUUACUUUUUCUUUGCGUGCGUGUCUGUGUGUGUUACCUUCGUGGCACACUACUACUCUUUUAUAAUCUAUAUAAGAAAAAAAAUCAUAACACUUGGUUGCUGAUGUGAAUUGUUCUUUGGUUUUUACUUUAGUCAAGGACCUCAAACUUAUUUGUGGCGUGUAUGCCUUUUGACUGCUAAAUAGAAAUAGAAGCUCUCGUUCCCCUCCACACAUUUACAUUAUAAUUUUUUAUAGUGAGUAAUGAGCUAUAACUGGUUUAAAAAAAUAAAUAAAACAAAACCAAAAAAUAAAAAAUAAAACACAAAAAAACAACUGUGUUCAUCAUGUGGUCUUAUAGCAGACAGUGUCAAUCAUAAAGCCACCAAACAAUAAGAAGGACCCGAAACUGUAAUUACAAACAUCACAGUGUAGUUAAUUAGGCAUUUCUCUCUUUCUUUUUCUCCCUUCUUUGCUUCUUUGAAUAAAACAAAGGCCUAUACACUCUUUUAUUUUCCAUAAUAAUUUUGAAUCAGGCAGAGCCCAAAGGACUCGAACAGGCAUACUUUCUUUAAUUCAGCAAUUCUGCUUAGUACAUACUAAAUGAAACUCAAGCAUUUGAGUUAGUGAUCCAAAAAAUUACUUUCUUAUAAAUUAGGUGAAAUAGCAGUGAAGGAAUGUAUGCCAGGAGAGGGCUAUGAUGAGCCUGGGUCUGCUGUAUUGCUCAUUGAUCUGAGAGAAUGCACAGUUGCAUUGGCAGCAAGUCUCUGGACUAAAGCAGCAAAAAAAAAAUCCCUUUAAUGCUGUUAAUCAAUGAAAAGAACUAUAAGGUGGUACUGCAUCAGGGGAUUUUCCAUGCCCUGGCUGUGGCAUAAAACACAUUCUUUCCAGCUUACUAAGACAGGAUCAUUUAAAUAAAGAUUUUAUUGCUUGGUGGAUGAACCUAUCAAACCGAUAGGUCAGUAAACCGGAAGGUUAAAAGUUCUAAUGAGACUAAUUUAUGAAUGAUUAGAAAUGAAAGAAUUUUUUUUUUCACCAGUAAUCAUUAUUUUGUAGUUAUGAGCAAAUAAUACAUACUUAAAUUAUUUGGGGGUUUUAAAACAUUUCUACUCUCCAGUUCUGUCUGGGGAAAAAUAUAUAGGCUAUAUAUGUAUUCAAAUUUAAAAAUAAUUUUAAUUAUUUUUACAUAUAAUUUGAAUGCUAUUCAAAAUGCAUGAGGCCACGAUGUUAAAAAAAAAAAAAGAAAAGAAAACACAAUGCUGCUCCAAUGUCAGAAUGUCAGUGAAGAGCUCUUAAUAAUAAAAAUGUUAUAAAGGUAUACUUGAUAAAUAUCCAUAUCUAUCGUGUGUAACCAGUUUGGUAGAGUUACAUUUGGUGCCAAAGGUCUCGCAAAAAAAAAAAAAAAUAAAAAAAAUAAACAACAAAAAAAAAAAGCUGCAAAAUCACUAAUGAAUUAAAAAAAAAAAAAAAACCAAACA